Psilocybe cubensis is the source of this 744-nucleotide messenger RNA. RefSeq lists its product as uncharacterized. The coding region runs from base 1 to 744 and encodes 247 amino acids. Gene Ontology annotation, biological process: mitochondrial electron transport, NADH to ubiquinone; mitochondrial respiratory chain complex I assembly. The record is from RefSeq and is a predicted model, not a curated record. Gene Ontology annotation, molecular function: 4 iron, 4 sulfur cluster binding; NADH dehydrogenase activity. The transcript is spliced from 6 exons. NCBI's taxonomy places the organism in Eukaryota, Fungi, Basidiomycota, Agaricomycetes, Agaricales, Agrocybaceae. Gene Ontology annotation, cellular component: membrane.
AUGUUCUCGAGGACACGCUUGCUGGUUGGCCUCCAGCCCAGACUAGUUCUCAAUGCGCGGCCUAAUGCUGCAAGCGCCGCACUGGUUGCUCGUCGCUUAAUAUCGAACACUAGUUGCUCUCAUGCUGAACACGACAAGCACCGUCACCAGCACGAGCUCUCCAGUGGGAUAGAUGCACGUACAAGCCACUCGUCCCAUAUUCUUCCUGCGGAACGAGAUGCUUAUGGGAACGAUGUCAAUCCUUACCGUGAUGGGCCCAGUGCGCUUGACAAGGCCGUCCACCUGUUCUUCUUCACUGAGAUCAUUCGAGGAAUGUGGAUUGUGUUAGAAAACUUUUUCCGCCCACCCUAUACCAUCAUGUAUCCAUUUGAGAAAGGUCCUCUAUCUCCUCGCUUCCGUGGAGAGCACGCCUUGCGUCGAUAUCCUAGUGGCGAAGAGCGGUGCAUCGCUUGCAAACUUUGUGAGGCCAUUUGCCCUGCACAGGCUAUAACCAUCGAGAGCGAAGCCCGUAUGGAUGGGUCGAGGAAGACUACUAAAUAUGACAUUGACAUGACAAAAUGUAUCUACUGUGGUUUCUGCCAGGAAGCGUGUCCAGUGGACGCCAUCGUCGAAACACAAAAUCAAGAGUUUUCUGUUGAGACUCGUGAAGAGCUUCUGUACAACAAGGAGAAACUUUUGGCCAAUGGUGAUAGAGCAGAAGCUGAGAUUGCCGCCAACUUGCACUCCGACCACGUUUAUCGAUGA